Trematosphaeria pertusa is the source of this 1490-nucleotide messenger RNA. RefSeq names its product NAD(P)-binding protein. Gene Ontology annotation, cellular component: mitochondrion. The record is from RefSeq and is a predicted model, not a curated record. NCBI's taxonomy places the organism in Eukaryota, Fungi, Ascomycota, Dothideomycetes, Pleosporales, Trematosphaeriaceae. The transcript has 2 exons. The coding region runs from base 135 to 1253 and encodes 372 amino acids. Gene Ontology annotation, molecular function: oxidoreductase activity.
CCUGCUCUUAGGCUCCAGUCCCUUUGUACGACCUCAUCUAACUCCUAAGUCCACCCCGUCCGCUUAUCUCCGCACGCUCGAACCCUUUAUUUUCGCGCAGGAAACCUAGACCAAAGUUCCACACCUUCGUAACCAUGUCGGCACAACAAGCCCUCCCCGCAACACACCGCGCCCUCGUCCAACGCGACUACGGCAAGCCCCUCGUCGUAGAAGACAUCCCGACUCCGCAGCCAGUUCCCGGGUCCGCUGUUCUCCGCGUCGAAGCUGCGGCAGUCGUCUCCUACCAGAAGCUCGCAUACAACGGCACCUGGCCGAACCGAUACUUGACGCCCAUCGUCCCUGGCUCCUGGGCCAUUGGACGGGUCGCCGCCGUGGGUCCCGAUGCCGUGUCCCUCCAGUCCGGCGCGCUCGUUCUGUUCAGCAACUUCAUCCAUGCGCGCGACGACCCAUCGAUUGCUUUCCUCUCAGGAUUCGCCGACUUUGCGCAGCCCGGAUCGAGGAAGCUCAUGAGUGGCGAGUGGCGCGAGUCCACCUACGGACAGUACGCUAAAGUGCCGCUGGAGAACUGCUUCCCGCUGGAUGAGGCACGUCUAUGCGGUUCUCCCGACUCCGGCGGACUUGGGUAUAAGAUUGAACAGCUGAUGUGGGCGGGAUUGGCUCUCGUGGGAUAUGGCGGUCUGCGCAGCAUCGAGGUGAAAGCCGGGGAGACGGUCGUUAUCGCACCGGCAACGGGUGGGUUCAGUGGAGCGGCGGCAGUCGUGGCUGUCGCCAUGGGUGCGCGAGUCAUCGCCAUGGGCCGCAAUAAAGACACGAUGAAGUAUCUGGAAGGGCUAUCGCCUCGGAUCCACACCGUACCCAUGACUGGGAAUGAGGAGGAGGAGAUGAAGGAAUUGGCUCGGUUUGGCUGCAUCGACGCCUUCCUAGACCUUUCUCCAGCCGCCGCUACCGAAUCAGCGCACCUGAAGAGCGCCAUUAAGUCCCUGCGAGCCGGCGGCCGUGUUAGCCUGAUGGGUGGACUGCUUGGCGACUCAGUCUUCCCAUACCGGUCCGUUGUUCACAAGAGUCUCACUGUCAAGGGCCAAUGGAUGUACAGCCCCGAGGACGCGCGAGACAUGAUCAAGAUGAUCGAGAACGGCAUCCUAAGCUUGAACCACGUCAGCGUGGCCGGCAAGUUCAGCCUGGAGCAGUGGGAACAGGCUUUCGAAGUGGCGGCUGGGAUGAAAUUCAACGACGUAACGGUGCUGUCAGGAUGAGGAGGCGGGAUCGGCAGGUUCGUGGACAGCUUCAACGCAAGGAAAUGAGGUAUGUCUUUGCGUAGCCGAUCGGAGGCUGCUUCAACACAAAGGCGCAGAUGGAAUUGAGGGAAGGGGUACAUUUUCGAAGGAACUAAGAUGGAUAGGAAAAUGAGGACUUUUUCCCUCCCUGAGGUGAGGAAUGGACAUAGCUCGACAUGCAUAGAGCUAUGUACAACCCUUUCAAUAGCUGAACAA